Molecule: messenger RNA, 381 nt
Organism: Cucurbitaria berberidis CBS 394.84
Lineage: Eukaryota; Fungi; Ascomycota; Dothideomycetes; Pleosporales; Cucurbitariaceae
Exons: 2
Coding region: 1-381 (126 amino acids)
Biological process (GO): attachment of spindle microtubules to kinetochore
Cellular component (GO): DASH complex; mitotic spindle
Source: RefSeq, a predicted model, not a curated record
AUGGCGUCAGAAACACCAGAUCAAACCCCGCCCUCGACCUCGCAAACGACAGGCGGCGCAGAGCAAGGCGACGAAAGCUUGACCCCACUUGAACAAGAGGUCCUGGACGAGUAUGCGCGGUUACUAGGGAACCUGAAUACCAUGUCCACGCUCCUCCUCGCCCUCUCGAACAAGCCCAGCGCCGCCAUCCUCGACGGUCUGCGCGGCCUCGAGCGCAAAACAAGUCUGGUCUUCACUCUGCUGAAAGCAAGUGUGUACAGUAUCGUGCUGAACCAGCAGAUUACUGAUGGGGCGGGUGGUGAGCUGAAUCCGGACGAGGUCGAGACGUGGCGGAGGGAGAAGGACGAGGCUGAGCGGCGGCGGAGGGAGAUGGAUGGAUAA